AUGCCAACUUUCUUCUAUUUUGGAAAUAAAAUAAGAAAUCCAAAAAAGUUUGGGUGUAAAUUUAGAAAAGCUUUUAUUUUGGACUAUAACUGUGAAUGUUACAAACCUUUUGUUUGGCUGAAAGUUUGUUCAAUUGAAACAAAUUUUGGAAAUGAUUUAGAAUCUAAACCUUUUAAAUAUGAUAUUUUUGGAAGCUCAGUAAUUAAAAAAUUUUAUUGAGAAUUUUAUAUUUCGUUUUUGAUCCUCAAUCUACAACCAAUAAUAUCAUUAUUAUUCCGGACAAGUGCUGUGAUAGAUUAAAAAAUCAUCGUUUUCAUCUUCAAUCAUUGCAAGAUUUACAAACAAUUUUAAAGAUUUGUUUGUUUUGCAAUUUUUUAAGCAAAUGUCGAGUAAAUUUUUUCUUCGUU
Messenger RNA from Meloidogyne enterolobii, 407 nucleotides. Lineage: Eukaryota; Metazoa; Nematoda; Chromadorea; Rhabditida; Meloidogynidae. The record is from the annotation of a GenBank genome assembly.